Messenger RNA from Hippocampus zosterae (dwarf seahorse), 1655 nucleotides. RefSeq names its product enolase 1b, (alpha) (gene eno1b). Gene Ontology annotation, cellular component: phosphopyruvate hydratase complex. NCBI's taxonomy places the organism in Eukaryota, Metazoa, Chordata, Actinopteri, Syngnathiformes, Syngnathidae. The record is from RefSeq and is a predicted model, not a curated record. The transcript is spliced from 12 exons. Bases 161 to 1465 code for a protein of 434 amino acids. Gene Ontology annotation, molecular function: phosphopyruvate hydratase activity; magnesium ion binding. Gene Ontology annotation, biological process: glycolytic process.
GCUACUGUACUGGUGCACUUGAACUGUCAUGUGACUAAUCAGAUAAGGACAUCUAAUCCAAUAAAGAAAGGUGCAGCAUGCUAAACUUGAAGCUGGGUCAAGGUAUUUUUUUCGUGGAAGCCUCACAUAUAGGAAGGAGUAAAUAAAAGAGUGCUCCGUUAUGUCCAUUCUCAAAAUUCAUGCCAGGGAGAUCUUUGACUCCCGUGGGAACCCCACAGUGGAGGUUGACCUUUGCACUGCUAAAGGAUUAUUCAGGGCAGCUGUACCAAGCGGUGCAUCCACUGGAAUCUAUGAAGCGUUGGAGCUGCGGGAUAACGACAAGUCACGCUAUCUUGGCAAAGGUGUCUCACAGGCAGUCGAGCACAUCAACUCAUCUAUAGCACCUGCACUUGUUGGCCAAGAUGUAUCUGUGGUCGAGCAAGACAAAAUCGACCAGCUGAUGAUCGACCUGGAUGGCACAGAGAACAAAUCGAAAUACGGUGCCAAUGCUAUUCUGGGUGUGUCGCUGGCUGUUUGCAAGGCAGGUGCAGCGGAGAAAGGAGUCCCUCUAUAUCGUCACAUUGCUGACCUUGCAGGAAACUCCAAGGUCAUCUUGCCUGUGCCGGCCUUCAAUGUGAUCAAUGGCGGCUCACAUGCAGGCAAUAAGCUUGCCAUGCAGGAGUUCAUGAUCCUUCCGGUUGGCGCCAGCACCUUCAGGGACGCCAUGCGCAUUGGAGCCGAGGUCUACCACAAUCUCAAAAAUGUCAUCAAGAAGAAGUACGGCCAAGAUGCCACCAAUGUGGGCGAUGAAGGUGGCUUUGCUCCAAACAUCCUGGCGAACCAGGAAGCAUUGGAGUUGAUCAAGGAGGCCAUUACCAAAGCAGGAUACACAGACGAGGUUGUGAUUGGCAUGGACGUGGCAGCCUCAGAAUUCUACCGGGAGGGAAAAUACGACCUGGACUUCAAGUCUCCCGACGAGCCGUCUCGCUACAUCACUCCUGAUAAGCUGGCUGACCUCUACAAGAGCUUUGUGAAGGAUUAUCCAGUGGUGUCCAUCGAGGACCCAUUUGACCAAGACGACUGGGCCGCCUGGAAUGACUUCACCGCCGGCACUGACAUCCAGGUUGUCGGAGACGAUCUCACUGUGACCAACCCGACUCGCAUCUGCAAGGCAGUGGAGGAGAAGGCCUGCAACUGUCUGCUGCUUAAAGUCAACCAAAUUGGCACCGUAACAGAAUCUCUGCAAGCGUGCAAGAUGGCCCAGGAGAGCGGAUGGGGAGUGAUGGUCAGCCAUCGCUCUGGAGAGACUGAGGACACCUUCAUCGCAGAUUUGGUGGUCGGCCUGUGCACUGGACAGAUCAAGACUGGGGCACCUUGUCGCUCUGAGCGUUUGGCCAAAUAUAAUCAGAUUCUCAGAAUUGAAGAGGAGCUGGGAGACGAAGCAAUUUUUGCAGGGAAAAACUUCAGACAGCCAUUGGCAGAGUAAAUUUACGCCCCAAACCAGGAAAUGCAAAAAUUACAAUAACUAAAGAUGAAGCGCUGAAAAUCAAAAUGAGUGUUUAUUUUAUUUUUUUAAAACAUCUGUAGUAAAUUAAGAUUUCUUCACAGCUACAAUAUACUAGUGACAAGAAUGCCCGCUCUUGGAGAUAUAGUCAAUAAAAGACUUUAUGACACGA